Linum tenue is the source of this 3761-nucleotide messenger RNA. The record is from the annotation of a GenBank genome assembly. NCBI's taxonomy places the organism in Eukaryota, Viridiplantae, Streptophyta, Magnoliopsida, Malpighiales, Linaceae.
GGGGGGACUACCCAAAAAUAAGAAGGUUUUGCAGGGACAAGCACGCCGUGUCAAUUUAAUACGGAAAUAAAAGAUUAAAAAAUACAGAAUAAAAACAAAUGAUUUCUAUUAAAUUUUCGUCUACGACGCCGACGACCCAACAAAAAACCGAGCUCCUCAACUCAAUUCCUCUCUGAAAAGUAAAGAGAGGAAAAGAGGAAAAGAGGGUUUCCAUUUCCAAUUCUCUGAGUCAGAUUGUCAUCAUUUCUCCAUCGACCCUUUCCCAUCUCUUCUUCCUCCGUAUUGGUUUCAGCUCAGAAUUCUAUUGAUCAAGUGAGAGAAGAUGUCAGGAGGUGGAACUCAGAACAGCUUGAGGAAGGCACUUGGGUCCAUUAAGGAUACCACCACUGUUUCAUUGGCUAAAAUCAAUAGCGAUUACAAGGAAUUGGACAUUGCUAUAGUGAAGGCCACAAAUCAUGUUGAAAGACCAGCGAAGGAGAAACAUAUAAGAGCAAGCUCACGUGGUUUCCUAAAUCUUCUUGCAGCUGUUUUCGCUGCUAUUUCCGCUACCAGACCUCGUGCUGAUGUUGCAUAUUGCAUCCAUGUUCUUGCCAGAAGGUUGGCAAAAACGCAUAACUGGGCGGUUGCCUUGAAAACUUUGGUUGUCAUCCAUCGAGCUUUGAGAGAAGUUGACCCUACAUUUCAUGAGGAGCUCAUCAAUUAUGGCAGAAGCAGAAGUCAUAUGCUCAACAUGUCGCAUUUUAAAGAUGAUUCCAGCCCAAAUGCAUGGGAUUAUUCUGCUUGGGUUCGCACUUAUGCGUUGUUUUUGGAGGAGAGGCUGGAAUCUUUUCGGGUUUUGAAGUAUGACAUUGAGACAGAUCGACCAAGGACUAAAGAUCUGGAAACUGCUGAAUUACUGGAGCAAUUGCCAGCGUUGCAGCAGCUUCUUUUCCGUGUCCUUAACUGUCAGCCUCAGGGAGCUGCUGUUAGUAACUUCAUCAUCCGCUUGGCACUCUCAAUGGUUGCUUCGGAAAGUGUCAAGAUCUAUCAAGCUAUAACAGAUGGAACAGCAAAUCUAGUCGACAAGUUUUUUGAGAUGCCACGUGCUGAUGCUGUGAAGGCUCUGGACAUAUAUAGGAAAGCCUGUCAGCAGGCAGAGAGACUGUCGGAAUUUUAUGAGAUAUGUAAAAGCAUGGAUAUAGGGCGUGGAGAACGGUUCAUUAAGAUUGAGCAGCCUCCUGCAUCUUUCUUGCAAACAAUGGAAGAGUAUGUUCGUGAUGCUCCACGUGUCUCAACUGUUCGCAAAGAUCAGGUUGUGGAUAACAAACUUGAAGCACCAAAGGAGGUUUUAGCCAUAGAGUAUAAGAAGGAAAUCGAGGUGAAGGAAGAGGAACAACAUGUGCCAUCACCUCCUCCUCCUGAACCAGUGAAAGAGGAACAACCUCCCGUCGUUCCACCACCUGAUUUGCUGAACUUGGAUGAUCCUGCUACAGUUGCUUCUUCAGAACUUGAUGAGAGAAAUUCCCUUGCCCUGGCUAUUGUCCCAGUGGGGGACCAACAACCUGCUGCUGCACCAACCCAAGCAAAUGGAACUGGUUGGGAACUAGCAUUGGUUACAGCUCCAAGUUCAAAUGAAACUACCUCCGCUGCUAGCAAGUUGGCGGGAGGGCUAGAUAAACUCACAUUGGACAGCCUAUACGACGAUGCAAUGAGAAGGAACAGCCAGCCUACGAGCUACAACCCCUGGGAAGCUGCCGCUCCAAUGAACGGUCCAGUGAUGCAAGCAGCCUCACACGAUCCUUUCUUCGCCUCCAACGGAGUAGCUGCAUCUCAUAACGUGCAGAUGGCGGCAAUGGCCAACCAACAACAGGCUCUCAUGUGGCAGCAGCAGCAACAACAGAUGAUGAUGAUGACCACCCCACAAUUCCAACAGCAGGCAAAUCCUUUCGCCAACCCUUAUGGAGCUGCUGCAGUCCACCCCUAUGGCUCAGGUAUGCCGCCUCCCGUUCAAGCGUACCAACCAUAUCCAGGAUACCUAUGAGUGGAGGAAAUGCCUGCUUUUUGUAUAAAGAAUGCACACAUGGAAAGAAAGAGCAUCAUCAUCAUCAUCAUCAUUCACCCACAGAACAAAUUCCUUCUGUUUUUGCUUCUUCACAGACCAUCCUGAGUCGUGUCGUGUAUCAUAUUGUUGUGUAAUGUGCAGUAGCGCGAGUCAUGCGUUAGAUUCGAUGUUUCUUCUGAUUAUUUUUAUGGCUAAACGAUGAUUAGAAAUAAUGUUCUUUUCUUGUUCUUGAAGGUUACCGCAGACUCGAAAUAAAUGAGGUUGUUACAUGCAAUGGGGUUUUAUAUGUGUCGUAUGUUAGAGCACAAGACAGAGAUUGUGGGUUGUAUAAACCUUUGAUUGCUGGUUUUAAUCCUUUCUGCGUUGAUAUACCACCCAAUCCUAUCGAUGUUUCCCUGAUCUCUGGGAAACUGUGGUGGGAUGUUUCAGUUUCGCAAGGAGCCCUGCACUUGAUUGUGUUCGAGAAGGGCACUAAACCUGCUUGCUUGAGGAUUUUCUUGAGUGUUUGGAGACUUAACGAAGACUGUAAAUUUUGGAGGAAGGUGUGCGAAGGUCCAGUGAAGUCAUCAUCAAGUUCAUUCAUGUUCCUAUUCUGCACCCAGAGAAGCCUGAAACUAUCUUCUUUGUUCAUCUUGUUGGUCAUUCUCACGUGUCCUGUGAUCUGAGUAAGGGUGGCCAGCUUAAGUUUGUCGCUAAACUAACUCAAACUUUUAGUAGUUGGAGGGUGUUCCAGCCUAAGGUCUCUUGCUGGCCUACUCCAAUCCCAAGGGUACAGGAAGUUGCGAGUUGGGUACGAUGGAAGCUACAGCUGUUGGGUUCAGAGCGACAACCUAUAACUGAAGAAUGGCAACGUGUUGAUGGAGUUGAACAAUCUUGUCACCGGAAGAAGCUGAAAAACAUGGUGAGAGGCUCGUCUCAGCGAGUGAAGGAAGGAUGAUGGGGCUGGAAGGAAGUUAUUAUCUAUCUAUUUUUUGGGUGUUAUCUAUCAGUUAACAAGAACAGGAGCUAAUCAAUUGGUAUAGUGAACUUUGGGAGUUGAACAAUCUUACUGUUCUCCCCCCUCCUUUCUGACAAUUUUGUUCUCAGAUGAUUGGAUAUGAGGUGAACUUUGCAAGGAGAACUUGCAGCUUCCAAAAGAAAAUAUGGACAAGAAGCCUCGCCAUAGUGGAGCUCAAAUUUCUGACACCAUCUCUUACUGCCAGUGCCGGGUUAUACAAACAACUGCGCUGGUUGCUGCUGAAUAGAAUCUCUCGACGAGCUCAAAAGAAAGAAACAAAGAAGAAAUGUAUGCUAAAGGUCAUCUUCUUCAGCCUUCUCUCCCUCUCUGAGGAUCAUAUUGAGGGAAAUAGUUGAGAUAGGUUGGCUUGUACUUUGAAAGUGUGCUGACGGCUGACCUAUAUGAUCAACAGACGUUCCUCGUAUCCAUGAAACGGAUCGUUAUCUGCUAUAGCGCCAGUCGAUCAUUUUGCAUCGAAACGAUUGGAAAUAUUGUUGGAGCAUCAUGUCCCAUAUGUGUUAGCAGGCGAGUUUCUUUUACAGUCAUUUCUUUCUUUCUUUGGGUGAGCAAUUGUAAAUUUCCAGUUCCACAGUGGAAAGAACCCUAAACCCCCACCACCAUAUGUAAGAUAUGAGAUUAUCUAUCAACCCCAGUUUUGUACAAUGCAGAGAUCAAUCUUAUACAAAUUAUCCUUUCGAACAAACGAUGAACACUUGUAUGACC